AUGAAGUUUAUGAAACUUGGUUCUCGGCCUGAUACUUUCUAUAAUUCAGAGUCUGUAAGGUCAGUUUCCUCUGAAGUUUCUAGUGAUCUUGUAGUUCAAGUGAAUGGAACAAGAUAUUUGCUUCACAAGUUUCCACUUCUUUCCAAGUGUUUGAGGUUACAAAGACUCUGUUCGGAAAGCCCUGAAUCCUCCCAGCAUCAAAUAAUCCAACUCCCUGAUUUCCCAGGAGGCACCGAGUCUUUUGAGUUAUGUGCUAAAUUCUGCUAUGGAAUCACAAUCACUCUUAGUGCCUACAACAUCGUAUCGGCUCGAUGUGCAGCCGAAUACCUUCAAAUGACAGAAGAUGUUGAGAAAGGAAAUCUUCUCUACAAGCUUGAUGUUUUCUUAAACUCUUGCAUUCUAAAUGGUUGGAAAGAUUCCAUUGUUACCCUUCAAACCACAAAGCCUUUCCAUUUAUGGUCAGAGGAUUUGGGGAUCACUAGCCGUUGUAUCGAAGCCAUAGCUUCAAAAGUCCUUUCUAACCCUUUGAAGGUGAGUUUGUCGCAUAGCUAUUCAAGGCGAGGGAGGGACAAAGAUGACAUUUCUUGCAAUGGAAAUACAAGCAAAGGGUGGUGGGCUGAGGAUCUUUCUGAGUUGGGUAUUGAUCUUUACUGGAGAACAAUGAUUGCCCUUAAAGCUGGUGGCAAAGUACCUGCAAAUCUUGUUGGUGACGCGUUAAGGAUCUACGCGUCCAAAUGGCUGCCGAACAUUUCAAGAAAUCUUGAAAAGGAACGGGAUUCUAAUGGCGAGCCAACUCCUUCGAAUUCAAAGAGCAGGUUGCUCUUGGAAUCGAUAAUUAGUUUGCUUCCAAUGGAAAGAAAUGCGGUUUCUUGUAGCUUUUUGCUCAAACUGUUAAAAGCGGCCAACAUUCUACGCGCCUCAUCUUCUUCAAGAACCGAGUUAGCAAGAAGAAUCGGGCUUCAAUUAGACGAAGCUACAAUUUCCGAUUUGAUGAUCCCAUCUUUGUCGAACGAUAUGAUGUAUGAUGUUGAAGUUGUUUUGAACAUCUUGGAGCAGUUCAUGUUACAAGGCCAGAGUCCGCCAACGAGUCCUCCACGAGUCAAGGGUCGAUUCGAGCGCCAUAGACGGUCGAGAUCAGCGAAUAAUGGUGAUUUUGAGUUGCAAGAAAGUAGGAGGUCUUCUUCAGCAUCUCAUAGCUCCAAGAUCAAAGUGGCAAAGCUAGUGGAUGGAUAUUUGCAAGAAAUUGCAAGAGACGCGAGUCUGCCAUUGUCCAAGUUCACUGCUUUAGCCGAGGCUAUUCCUGAUUUUGCAAGAUUGGAUCAUGAUGGUCUUUACAAAGCCAUUGAUAUUUACCUCAAGUCACACCCGAACCUCAACAAGACUGAAAGGAAGCGGCUUUGUCGAAUACUAGACUGCAAGAAGUUAUCUAUGGAAGUUUGCAUGCACGCAGCACAAAACGAGCUUCUCCCUUUACGCGUAGUGGUUCAAGUCCUGUUCUUUGAACAAGCCCGAGCCGCCAUGGCUGGCGGUCAGCUGACCGACCUGCCCAGCAACAUCAAGGCAUUAUUAGCUGCCCAAGAUGAUGCAUCAUCAAGACCACAUGUUUCAUUAAGCACCAACAGAAGCAUGGUUCAACCAGAAGACCAAUGGAGUAUUUCAGGUCUCAAGUCUCCAAAAUCCAAUCUUUCCACUUUAAGAAUGAAGCUAGCAGAAGACGACAAUUUGGGUGUAAAUUUCCACGAUGGGAUCUCGAAAGCCAACUCCUCGAAGGUGAAACAACUCUGUUCGAUCCCAAAUCGACCCAAACGGAUGUUUAGUAAGUUAUGGUCCACCAACAGAAGCACAAGCGAAAAACGCUGAUCCCAUUGGCACGAAAAAAAAGGCCACAAGGGUUGUGGCGUAGUGGUUGAGACCCAGAUCUCUGGAGGAUGCAGGGGAAUAUCCCAUCUGCCAUCUACCCAGGAUUUGAUUCCAGCAUACACAACAAUUGUGACCAAUGAGUUUAUUAGGACUGAUUUCUUACGGUCACAAUUUGCCGGGAUUAGUCUAAUCUUAUUUUAUUUCAUUCAUCUUUCUUGGAAACAUGUCCUUUGUAAUGUUUAGGGAAAUGAAAAUUGUGAAUUGUGGGUGUAAUCUAUGGUGGUAAUAAAUAAAAGAAAAGAAGGGGUUUCUUGAAA
Cynara cardunculus var. scolymus (artichoke) is the source of this 2177-nucleotide messenger RNA. Its product is annotated as BTB/POZ domain-containing protein At1g67900. The record is from RefSeq and is a predicted model, not a curated record. The transcript has 4 exons. Bases 1 to 1860 code for a protein of 619 amino acids. Lineage: Eukaryota; Viridiplantae; Streptophyta; Magnoliopsida; Asterales; Asteraceae.